Messenger RNA from Cylicostephanus goldi, 489 nucleotides. The record is from the annotation of a GenBank genome assembly. Lineage: Eukaryota; Metazoa; Nematoda; Chromadorea; Rhabditida; Strongylidae.
GACACGGAAAGCGAAAGAGCAGUUCAAGAAGCUCUGAAUGAGGCUAGAAAGGAGCGUACCACACUUUGCAUCGCUCACAGACUUUCCACGAUCAGAGAUGCUGAUAAAAUCAUCGUUUUCGACGAGGGUAAAAUCGCUGAAAUGGGAACUCACGAUGAACUUAUGGCAAAAGAAAACAGCAUCUAUAAAUGUAUGGUAAAAGCUCAAGAAAUCUCCAAAGGACAGGAAGACACCACUUUAGACGACGUAGAUCCAGCUGAGAUCCAUCGAGGUGUAGGUAGAGAAAAGCCUGCCGUGACUGAGGAGGACCUGAAGCGAAAAGCCAGUCUUGCUAGGGAAUCCGCGCGAAUUCGACAGAGUAUGAUCAGCACAGUAACAAAUGAGCAGGAGUGGGAAAUUGAAUGCGCUCGUGAAGAAUUAGCCGAAGAAGGAGCGCUAGAAGCUUCACUUCUCGACAUUUUUGCUUACGCAAAGCCAGUGAGUACUUAA